Messenger RNA from Leptidea sinapis, 2470 nucleotides. It is a transcript of the gene Gk2, whose product is annotated as glycerol kinase-like. Gene Ontology annotation, molecular function: glycerol kinase activity. The transcript is spliced from 13 exons. Gene Ontology annotation, cellular component: mitochondrion. NCBI's taxonomy places the organism in Eukaryota, Metazoa, Arthropoda, Insecta, Lepidoptera, Pieridae. The coding region runs from base 266 to 2338 and encodes 690 amino acids. Gene Ontology annotation, biological process: glycerol-3-phosphate biosynthetic process; glycerol metabolic process; triglyceride metabolic process. The record is from RefSeq and is a predicted model, not a curated record.
UGCCGAAGUGGUUGAUAUAUUAAUAAAUUAUUGUACUUGUAUUUAUACGUAGUGACUAGUGUUUAAAUUCUCUUUGCUUGUAUUUAUAUUAUAUCGUGAAUUUUAGUGUUUACAAAAAUUUAAUGCUUAUUAUAUUUCUAUGAAAGUAACAAAAAAGCUAGAUUAAUGCGUAAUUUAUUAAUGGCUUAUGUAGAUUGUAGUCACAAAAAUGUUGAAUUAUAAAUAAAUUUUGGUGUAUUGCCGUCUUAAACAUUCGGAUGACGAUAUGCCGGUCCGUGAUGGUGUUAGGAAGACGCUGGUGGGGGCUAUUGAUGAUGGGACCAAGACUGUGCGGUUUGUGAUCUUCGAAGCCGAGAGUUCGGAGGAGCUGGCUGCACAUCAGGUCGACAAGACUGAGCUGCAGCCGCAAGAAGGAUGGUACGAACAAGACCCCAUGGAGAUCGUGACCAACAUCCGACUCUGUGCCGACAACGCUAUUGAUCAGCUUACUGAACUAGGUUAUUCCAAAGAAGAUAUAGUGACUCUAGGUAUAACUAACCAGAGGGAAACCACAGUAGCGUGGGAUAAAUUCACUGGAGAGGCGUUACAUCCUGCUAUAGCAUGGAAUGACAUUCGAACUGAUAGUACAGUAGAUGCAAUACUGGCCAAAGUGCCGGAUAGAAAUAAAAAUUAUCUGAAGAGCAUGAGCGGUCUUCCGAUAAGCCCGUACUUCAGCGCGCUCAAGAUGAGAUGGAUGAAAGACAACAUCAAGGCUGUGAGACGGGCGAGCCGGGAUAAGCGGCUUAUGUUCGGCACUGUCGAUUCGUGGAUUGUUUGGAACCUAACUGGGGGCCCUCACGGAGGUCUUCAUAUAACGGACGUGACGAACGCAUCGCGAACUUUGCUAAUGAAUUUAGAGACUCUUAAUUGGGAUCCAAUGUUGUGUCGGUUGUUCGGUAUACAUCGAGAGUCGUUGCCACAGAUCCGGAGUAGUUCGGAAGUGUAUGGAAUUGUCAAGGACGGCUCCAUUCUAAACGGGAUCACGAUAUCGGGGAUUUUAGGUAAUCAGCAGGCGGCGCUGGUCGGUCAGAACUGCCUCCAAGCCGGGCAGGCCAAGAACACGUACCGCAGCGGGUGCUUCCUGUUGUACAACACGGGCACGAGACGGGUUCAGUCCACUCACGGUCUGCUUACCACCGUGGCCUACCGCCUGGGACCCGCGCCGCCGGUGUACGCGCUAGAAGGAUCGAUAGCGGUGGCUGGUGGCGCGAUGAAGUUCCUCCGCGACAACCUGAAGCUGAUCAAGGACGUGGCAAAAGACACCGAACACAUCGCGGGUCAGGUGUUCUCCACCGGCGAUGUGUACUUCGUGCCGGCUCUCAGUGGACUAUACGCGCCCUACUGGAGAAAGGAUGCCAGAGGAAUAAUCUGCGGGCUGACAGCGUUCACAACAAAGAACCACAUUAUAAGAGCCGCCUUGGAGGCCGUCUGCUUUCAGACGCGAGAUAUACUUGAAGCUAUGAACAAGGACUGCGGGAUGCCUCUCACCAAACUGAACGUGGAUGGGAAAAUGACCUCGAAUGACCUUCUCAUGCAGCUGCAAGCCGAUCUCAUUGGAAUUCCAGUUUUGCGCGCCCACACGUGGGACAUGUCGGCGUUGGGCGUGGCCAUAAUGGCGGGCCACUCAGUGGGCGUGUGGAGUUGUGACAAAUGGAAGCAGCAUUCCACCGCCAACGAUACUUUUCUACCGACCACUACAGAUGAUGACCGCGACGCACGAUAUACCAAGUGGAAGAUGGCCGUGCAACGCUCCCUCGGCUGGGCCACGACAAAGAAAUCAAUCGUCAUGACAGGUCAGAAAAGAAAAUCUAGCACAAUACAGAGCUUUGACAUUUCAGAGCCCAAUAGCCGUAAGAACUCGAUAGACUGCGACAUAGACAACUCAGACUUAGACGAAGCAUUGCUCAACUCGGCUAGAAAGUUCUCGAUCUUUGUUCCGUUAAAAUCCCCGCAAGAUGAACACACGAUUUUAGAUGACGCGGAGUAUUUUAUGAGCAAAAAGGAGUGCGAUUAUGGAGUGUGCCAAUGUUGCCAGAAUAAAAAUAAGUGCGAAUAUAAAAUGUGUCAGUGUUGCAAAAAUAAGAAGCGCCUGCAAACCGACUGGACUACCAUUGAGGAGAUAAUUGAAAACGAUCCCGAAAUUAUUUUCGAUUCCGACGACAAUCCUAUUAUCGUUGAGCCAGCGCACGGUAUUUGCGUCGAGUCGGGGUUGCUCGGUCUAAAAAAGCGGAUGACAUUGAACAGCUUGCCCGCCAUGUUUAAAAACCUGUGCGGCAAAUCUUCGCAUACGUCAAUUUGACAGUUCCUCAAAGUAUUAAUACGCCUCGUUAUGUUGUUAGUUAAAUUAUUAUUAGUCAAUGUCUUAGUACUUACACAUGUGAUGAGACUGGAAUUUAUUAGUUUUAAUAAAAGUAUUAUUUUUGGUUGUUUU